This is a messenger RNA of Apodemus sylvaticus (European woodmouse), 1020 nucleotides long. RefSeq names its product mas-related G-protein coupled receptor member B4-like. The transcript has a single exon. The record is from RefSeq and is a predicted model, not a curated record. Bases 52 to 1020 code for a protein of 322 amino acids. Gene Ontology annotation, biological process: G protein-coupled receptor signaling pathway. Lineage: Eukaryota; Metazoa; Chordata; Mammalia; Rodentia; Muridae. Gene Ontology annotation, cellular component: membrane. Gene Ontology annotation, molecular function: G protein-coupled receptor activity.
GUGUUCAUAUCUCUGUUUCUUUGCAGGAACAACAGUGGUAAAUCCUCAAACAUGGGUCCAACCACCCCAACCUGGAACAAUAACAACACAGUGCUGAAUGAAAGUUACUACACUGAAAAUCUCUCUUGUAUCACCAUGUUCAAAACCCUGGAUUUUCUUGCUAUCAUCAUUGCUGUGAUUGGAGUGGCAGGAAAUGCCAUAGUGCUGUGGCUUCUAGCCUUCCACAUACGUAGGAAUGCCUUCUCCACCUAUGUCCUCAACCUGGCUGGAGCGGAUUUCUUGUACCUUUGCAUUCAGACUGUGCAUUCCUGGUCGUGUUUUCUUUGGUUACAUAGAAGAUUUUAUGAAUUUCUUAUCAAUGUAUUAAGAUUUUCUUACCUUGCAGGAUUGAGUAUGAUUGCAGCCAUCAGUGCUGAGCGCUGCCUGUCUGUUCUGUGGCCCAUCUGGUAUCACUGCCAAAGACCAAGACACACAUCAGCCAUCAUGUGUGCUCUGCUCUGGUCUUUGUGUCUACUGUUGAGCCUCCUGUUUGGGGAAGGAUGUGGCGAGUUCAGUCAUUAUGAACAUUCUUUCUGUAUUACUUUGACCUUUAUCACUGCAGCAUUUUUAAUACUAUUAUUUGUGGUUCUUUGUGUGUCCAGCCUGGUACUGUUGGUCAAGAUUGUCUGUAGAUUACACAGGAUUCCUGUGACCAGGUUCUUUGUGACCCUUACACUCACAGUGAAUGUCUUUAUAUUCUUUGGUCUGCCCAUUGGGAUCUGCUCCUUACUCUUAGGAAGUAUUAUGCAGCUUUCUCACAUUUUCACUCACAAUGUUUUGGAAAUUCUAACAUUCCUAUCCUUUAUUAACAGCUGUGCCAAUCCCAUUAUUUACUUCCUUGUUGGCUCCAUUAGGCACCACAAGUUGCAAUGGCAGACUCUGAAACAACUUCUUCAGAAAGCCAUGCAGGACACUCCUGAGGAAGAGGGUGAGGAGAGGGGUCCUUCACAAAAGUCUGUGGAACUGGAAACGGUGCAGUAG